This is a messenger RNA of Linnemannia hyalina, 783 nucleotides long. The record is from the annotation of a GenBank genome assembly. NCBI's taxonomy places the organism in Eukaryota, Fungi, Mortierellomycota, Mortierellomycetes, Mortierellales, Mortierellaceae.
AUGAGUAACCAGAAUGGGGCACAACGACGACUGGGCGUUACGAUGCCUAUCUCAGAGGCUUUACCGACAAAGGAGGAUCUGGAUAGCAGUGACAGACUACUCCAAACUCUGAAGGAACAAGGAUUAGAGAUUGUUCUUGGAAAGUUGGACAAGUUGGUUAAGGAGUUUGUCUACGUUGUCUAUGUGCGCAAGGGAUAUCCAGAGCAGAUUGCCAAGGAGGCCGGUGGCAAGAUCUUCACCUUUGGUUCUUACCGAUUGGGUGUCCACGGAUCAGGUACCGAUAUCGAUACAUUGUGCGUCGUCCCCAGAUACGUCGAUCGCGAGGAUUUCUUUGAGGUCAUGUACGACAUGCUUCGCCGACGACCAGAGGUCACCGAACUCGCCUCCGUCCCCGAUGCAUUCACCCCUGUCAUCACAAUGAGCUUUUCUGACAUCCCUAUCGAUUUGACGUUUGCCCGACUUGGACUCUCAACUAUUCCGGAUACUCUCGACCUCUCUGACGACGCUUUACUCAGGAACUUGGAUGACCGUUGUAUUCGUUCUGUGAACGGCUCUCGUGUCACUGACGAAAUCUUGCGACUUGUCCCCAACAUCCCAACCUUCCGCCUGACACUUCGAUGUGUCAAACUGUGGGCUCAGCGUCGUGCCGUUUACUCCAACAUGAUGGGAUUCUUGGGAGGUGUCGCCUGGGCUAUGCUUGUUGCCAGAGUGUGCCAGUUAUACCCGAAUGCCUGUGCAGCCACCAUCAUCUCGAGAUUUUUUUCAAUUCUCCACCAGUGGUAA